Carcharodon carcharias (great white shark) is the source of this 642-nucleotide messenger RNA. RefSeq lists its product as uncharacterized. The record is from RefSeq and is a predicted model, not a curated record. Lineage: Eukaryota; Metazoa; Chordata; Chondrichthyes; Lamniformes; Lamnidae. Bases 1 to 642 code for a protein of 213 amino acids. The transcript is spliced from 6 exons.
AUGUUGAUAUUGAAAGUGUUGAGGAAAAGCUUGGUCAAAGAGAUGAACUUUAAGGAGUACCUUACAUGUGACAAGACUGAUGGAGAAAUGGAAGGAUUUAGGAAGGGAAUUCUGGAGCUUGAUGUUGAGGCAGCUAAAGAGAUAGAUGUUGUAUCAAUGGCUGAUUCUACCAUAACAGUGGAUGACAUUGAAGAUGAACUUUUUAAAAUUGAAAGGAUAAGAGAUAUCCUGGUUAGAAGAGAAUCUGAACUCCGGUACAUGAUGGACGAUAUACAACUGUGUAAGGAAAUAACCCAGUUUAAGAAAGAGUUGCAAAAACUGGUAUCAAUCCCAGAUAAGGACAAAUCGAAUGAAGAUAAACAGAAGGAAGAAGAAUUAUUGCAACGGAUCCAUAAGCUGGUGGAGACGAGAGAUUUCCUUGUGGAUGAUGUUGAAUUUGAACGGUUGAGAGAAAGAGAGGAAGAUAAAGAAAUGUCUGAUUUCCUGCAGGCGAAGUUAUCAAAGGCCAGCUCGAGAAAGACAAAUGCUGCGAAGGAAAGGAGAAUGACAUCGAGAGCACAGCAGACAUCUACACCUUUCAUGGCAAAGACUGGGCUGACCCUACUGAAGGAAUGCUGUGGAUUCACCUGCUCCAUUAUGUAA